This is a messenger RNA of Coturnix japonica (Japanese quail), 2226 nucleotides long. RefSeq names its product solute carrier family 34 member 1 (gene SLC34A1). The record is from RefSeq and is a predicted model, not a curated record. Gene Ontology annotation, cellular component: brush border; apical plasma membrane; vesicle. Gene Ontology annotation, biological process: sodium-dependent phosphate transport; intracellular phosphate ion homeostasis. Gene Ontology annotation, molecular function: sodium:phosphate symporter activity. NCBI's taxonomy places the organism in Eukaryota, Metazoa, Chordata, Aves, Galliformes, Phasianidae.
UCUUGACGUGCAUAUAAAGGGCCCUGGUGCCCCGUGAGCCACUUUGCUGGAGGAAAGCAUGGAUUUGGCAUGAGGACGCGGCGUUGCUCUGAGUGCUUGGCCAGCACCAGACUCAGCUGGAGUGAUGCUGCCAUACCGGAGGGAGAGCCCGGCCAUGCCCCGCUGCCCAGUGCGGGGAGGAAGGGUGGUGCAUGGGACCCCGUUUGCCUACUGCCCCAGCCCUCAAGCUCUGCACAGGCUGCCGGGUGCCCACGCCUGCCCCUUCGCCGUGGGAGCAGUGACCUGCCCUGACCAUGGCUUCCUGUGCCCUGGCUCCCCGGGGCGGCUGGUGGAGAGCCGGGAGCGCUACGAGCUGGAUGCACUGCCAUGGCAGGGGCCCCGCCUGGGCUUGGAGGAGCUGCAGAAGCCAGAGCUGGGCUGCUGGGUGAGGGUCCAGUCCAUCUGUGUCUCCCUUCUCAAGGUGCCUCUGAUGUUUGGCUUCCUGUACCUCUUCGUCUGCUCCCUGGACGUGCUCAGCUCUGCUUUCCAGCUGGCCGGAGGCAAAGUGGCAGGGGACAUCUUCAAGGACAACGCCAUCCUCUCCAACCCCGUAGCCGGGCUGGUGGUGGGCAUCCUGGUGACUGUGUUGGUGCAGAGCUCCUCCACCUCCACCUCCAUUAUUGUCAGCAUGGUCUCCUCGGGGCUGCUGGAGGUGCGCUCUGCCAUACCCAUCAUCAUGGGCUCCAACAUUGGCACCUCAGUCACCAACACCAUCGUGGCCCUCAUGCAGGCUGGAGAUCGCAGUGAGUUCAAAAGAGCUUUUGCUGGUGCUACGGUGCACGACUGUUUCAACUGGCUGUCGGUGCUGGUCCUGCUGCCGCUGGAGGUGGUGAGCGGGUACCUGCACCACGUCACCCGCCUGGUGGUGGCCACCUUCAACAUCCGCAGUGGGAAGGAUGCCCCUGACCUGCUGAAAAUCAUCACGGAGCCCUUCACCAAGCUUAUCAUCCAGCUGGACAAGUCGGUGAUCACAGGCAUCGCAACAGGGGACGAGAGCCUGCGCAACCGCAGCCUCAUCCGCACAUGGUGUGGCCCUGCACCAACCCAGACAGCUGCCGGUGGGGUAGGGGUGCCUCCAAACUGCACAGCGUCUGGACAUUGCAGCAGUAAUGGGAUCCUUCACAACGUCACUAGGCAGAAGUGCGAGCACCUCUUCACGGACACGCCGCUGCCGGACCUGGCCGUGGGGCUGGUUCUGCUGGCUGGGUCCCUCGUCGUGCUCUGCACCUGCCUCAUCCUCCUGGUCAAAAUCCUCAACUCCCUGCUCAAGGGGCAGGUGGCCAAGGCCAUCCAGAAGGUCAUCAACACUGAUCUCCCACAUCCAUUCAGCUGGCUCACUGGGUACUUCGCUAUGGUGGUGGGUGCUGGGAUGACCUUCGUGGUCCAGAGCAGCUCCGUCUUCACCUCGGCCAUCACACCCCUGAUCGGCUUGGGGGUGAUCAGCAUUGAGCGUGCCUACCCCCUGACCCUGGGCUCCAACAUUGGCACCACCACCACCGCCAUCCUGGCCGCGCUGGCCAGCCCUGGGGACAAGCUGGCUAGCUCCUUCCAGAUCGCCCUGUGCCACUUCUUCUUCAACAUCUCUGGCAUCCUGCUGUGGUACCCACUGCCCUUUACCCGCCUGCCCAUCCGCAUGGCCAAGGCGCUGGGCGAGCGCACAGCCAAGUACCGCUGGUUUGCUGUGCUGUACCUCAUUAUCUGCUUCCUCCUGCUGCCCUCCCUCAUCUUCGGCAUCUCCAUGGCGGGCUGGCGGGUGCUGGUGGGGGUGGGUGCUCCUUUCCUCGGCCUCCUCUUCUUUGUGGGGCUGGUGAACGUGCUGCAGGUGCGCAGCCCCGGCCGCCUGCCCAAGUGGCUGCAGAGCUGGGACUUCCUCCCGGCCUGGAUGCACUCGCUGCAGCCGCUCGACAGCCUCAUCACACGCGCCACGCUCUGCUGCACCGACCGCUGCCGCAGCCCCGAGGGCUGGGAUGAGCGUGAGGCCACUGCCCGCGACAAGGCCAGGCUGGGGCUGGACAACCCUGCGCUCUCCUACCCCGAGGAGAUGCCCAGCCCCGUGCUGCGGGUGGGCUCCCCACACCUGGCCCCAUACAGUGCCACCCGCCUCUAGCCCGCACCGGGUGCCCGGUUUCCACUUUCCCCAGUGUCCAAUAAAGGCUGAGCACCUCGUGUCCCAGCUGUGCAUCUUCA